GCUUCCUACUGGCUUCUGACUUGCUAUUUGGAAUAUAAUCUUUUUCCUGUUCAACCGUGUUCUGAUUUGGGGACUUGUCGAGUGAAUCGGUGUCCGAGAAUACUAAGCAAUAGGAAUAGCUGGGUCAUUAACCGUAAGAAGAAACAGAGUUAUAACAGUGGUGACGGCGAUGGGAUGGAAAACAAAUUCAAGAUGCUCAUAUCAGAUGACCAGCUUAACCGAAUACUACAACAACAGCAAGCACAACUUGAUGCACAAAUGCGGUUGUUGGAGACUCUGACUCAACAGCUUAACAUCCACUGCUCGAAUUCACAUGCUAUUUCAAGUACGUCUUGCGAUGCAGUUGCUAGCAGCAUCCCAGAAUUCAUCUAUGAUCCCGAAAGUGGAAAUACUUUUCUCACGUGGUUCAAACGUUGGGAAGAUACAUUUAGAACAGAAUUCUGUAACCAAGACGAUGCGUGGAAGACCCGAUUGUUGGUACGUAAGUUGGGAAGCAGUGAACAUGCACGUUUUGCUGACCAUAUAUUGCCAAAGUUACCUCGAGAGCUCAGUUUCGAGGAGACGGUAUUUCAGUUGUCAGAGAUAUUCGGCGAGUCAUCCUCGUUGUUUAGUAUUCGAUAUCGGUGUCUAAAUUUGGUGAAACGCGAAGCUGAUGAAUAUGGUGUUCUAGCAGACAUUGUCAACAGAGCAUGUGAACGUUUCAAGUUACGCUCGUUGACGGAUGACAAAUUUAAAUGCUUAAUAUUCAUCAAAGCUCUUCAGUCACCACAAGAUGCUGAGAUCAGGACGAGACUUUUAGCUCGACUGGAUCAAGACCCAAACGUCACACUCAGAACAUUGACAGAUGAGUGUAAGCGUCUACAAAGCAUCAGACACGACAACGAAUUGAUUGAACAGGUUAAAAGUUCAGAAGCCGGUAACAACUCGUAACAAACCAAGGACUGCAUGCUGGUUAUGCGGUGAUUGGCAUUAUGCACGAUUCUGUCCAUUCAAGAAGCACAAAUGUCAGGAGUGCAACAAACGUGGACAUAAAGAAGGUCAUUGUCCACCGAAGCGUACGUCUCAGCCUAAGAAGAAGCAUAAACGUCCUCGACAUGUGAAAUCAGCCGAGUCUAAAUCUCUUUCUCUGGUAGCUGCUUUUCAAACAAACUAUGACAUUCAGAGAAAGUAUGUUACCAUCCAGAUAAACGGCAUAUCAGCUCGUCUUCAAAUUGACACGGCAUCAGAUAUCACGUUAGUGUCUAGAGAAACGUAUAACUUGCUGGGUAAACCGCCAAUGAAGCCAUCUAAGAAAACGGCUAAAAACGCAUCAGGUGGUGUGCUAAAACUGGUUGGUGAAUUACAGUGUGAAUUUUCCUUCAAUGGAGCUAACUGUACAGGAAUAUGUUACCUAACAGAACGGCCAAACCUUGAUCUUCUUGGUCUAGAUAUGUUAGACAAACUUAGAAUAAUGGAUGUACCAAUUAACAGUGUCUGUAACGUAUCUCGUUCAUCAUUGGACACCCCAGUUCUUCCAAAGACAGGUGAUAGGUUACUAGGAAAACCGAAAAGAAAGAUACGUACACAUUUCGAUGUCAUCCGUCCUACGCCAGCUAUUGAACCCCAACGAAACCUAUCGAUGGAGAAUCAGUUUAACCGACAUCAUGGGGCACAAAGACGAUUGUUCACGGUGGGACAAAAAGUGCUUGCUAUGGACUAUCGUGGGAAACACCCUACAUGGACAGCUGGUCGGAUCUUGAAAAAGAAGGGGAGUGUGGUUUACGAGGUGUCAGUUGGCUCGGAAGUUUGGGUGCGUCAUGCUAACCAAUUGAAAGCAACCUCGAUAGCCAGCAACAAGAUUCAAUAUCGAUUACCUCUUGAUGUUCUGCUAGACACCUUUGAAAUCAAAACGCCGGGAAUAGACACAUCAGUUUCUGUGCAAGAAAAGAGUGAUACUUCUUUAUUGCCUAGACGAUGGACUAAUCGAAAGCACAGGCCAGUCACUCGGUUGCAGUUGGACCCUAGCACCAGAUCCUACGAAUCUGCUCAGAGGGGAGGUGUUAGCGGGACACAGACUAGAUUAAAGCAUGCUCAAUGCAUGAUUGUUUUGGUGCACGCUGAUUGGCUGAUUCUUAUCCAAUCAGCACUAGUCGAUAGUCGGAGAAUAUUCUGGAAUCUUCUUAUGUAAAAACUAUAAAUAUACCGAUGUUUUCCCCUAUUGUGCUUCCUACUGGCUUCUGACUUGCUAUUUGGAAUAUAAUCUUUUUCCUGUUCAACCGUGUUCUGAUUUGGGGACUUGUCGAGUGAAUCGGUGUCCGAGAAUACUAAGCAAUAGGAAUAGCUGGGUCAUUAACCGUAAGAAGAAACAGAGUUAUAACAGUGGUGACGGCGAUGGGAUGGAAAACAAAUUCAAGAUGCUCAUAUCAGAUGACCAGCUUAACCGAAUACUACAACAACAGCAAGCACAACUUGAUGCACAAAUGCGGUUGUUGGAGACUCUGACUCAACAGCUUAACAUCCACUGCUCGAAUUCACAUGCUAUUUCAAGUACGUCUUGCGAUGCAGUUGCUAGCAGCAUCCCAGAAUUCAUCUAUGAUCCCGAAAGUGGAAAUACUUUUCUCACGUGGUUCAAACGUUGGGAAGAUACAUUUAGAACAGAAUUCUGUAACCAAGACGAUGCGUGGAAGACCCGAUUGUUGGUACGUAAGUUGGGAAGCAGUGAACAUGCACGUUUUGCUGACCAUAUAUUGCCAAAGUUACCUCGAGAGCUCAGUUUCGAGGAGACGGUAUUUCAGUUGUCAGAGAUAUUCGGCGAGUCAUCCUCGUUGUUUAGUAUUCGAUAUCGGUGUCUAAAUUUGGUGAAACGCGAAGCUGAUGAAUAUGGUGUUCUAGCAGACAUUGUCAACAGAGCAUGUGAACGUUUCAAGUUACGCUCGUUGACGGAUGACAAAUUUAAAUGCUUAAUAUUCAUCAAAGCUCUUCAGUCACCACAAGAUGCUGAGAUCAGGACGAGACUUUUAGCUCGACUGGAUCAAGACCCAAACGUCACACUCAGAACAUUGACAGAUGAGUGUAAGCGUCUACAAAGCAUCAGACACGACAACGAAUUGAUUGAACAGGUAAAUCCUAAUUUAACCUGCGGUAGUGUAAAUACUAUUACUAGGUUAAAAGUUCAGAAGCCGGUAACAACUCGUAACAAACCAAGGACUGCAUGCUGGUUAUGCGGUGAUUGGCAUUAUGCACGAUUCUGUCCAUUCAAGAAGCACAAAUGUCAGGAGUGCAACAAACGUGGACAUAAAGAAGGUCAUUGUCCACCGAAGCGUACGUCUCAGCCUAAGAAGAAGCAUAAACGUCCUCGACAUGUGAAAUCAGCCGAGUCUAAAUCUCUUUCUCUGGUAGCUGCUUUUCAAACAAACUAUGACAUUCAGAGAAAGUAUGUUACCAUCCAGAUAAACGGCAUAUCAGCUCGUCUUCAAAUUGACACGGCAUCAGAUAUCACGUUAGUGUCUAGAGAAACGUAUAACUUGCUGGGUAAACCGCCAAUGAAGCCAUCUAAGAAAACGGCUAAAAACGCAUCAGGUGGUGUGCUAAAACUGGUUGGUGAAUUACAGUGUGAAUUUUCCUUCAAUGGAGCUAACUGUACAGGAAUAUGUUACCUAACAGAACGGCCAAACCUUGAUCUUCUUGGUCUAGAUAUGUUAGACAAACUUAGAAUAAUGGAUGUACCAAUUAACAGUGUCUGUAACGUAUCUCGUUCAUCAUUGGACACCCCAGUUCUUCCAAAGACAGGUGAUAGGUUACUAGGAAAACCGAAAAGAAAGAUACGUACACAUUUCGAUGUCAUCCGUCCUACGCCAGCUAUUGAACCCCAACGAAACCUAUCGAUGGAGAAUCAGUUUAACCGACAUCAUGGGGCACAAAGACGAUUGUUCACGGUGGGACAAAAAGUGCUUGCUAUGGACUAUCGUGGGAAACACCCUACAUGGACAGCUGGUCGGAUCUUGAAAAAGAAGGGGAGUGUGGUUUACGAGGUGUCAGUUGGCUCGGAAGUUUGGGUGCGUCAUGCUAACCAAUUGAAAGCAACCUCGAUAGCCAGCAACAAGAUUCAAUAUCGAUUACCUCUUGAUGUUCUGCUAGACACCUUUGAAAUCAAAACGCCGGGAAUAGACACAUCAGUUUCUGUGCAAGAAAAGAGUGAUACUUCUUUAUUGCCUAGACGAUGGACUAAUCGAAAGCACAGGCCAGUCACUCGGUUGCAGUUGGACCCUAGCACCAGAUCCUACGAAUCUGCUCAGAGGGGAGGUGUUAGCGGGACACAGACUAGAUUAAAGCAUGCUCAAUGCAUGAUUGUUUUGGUGCACGCUGAUUGGCUGAUUCUUAUCCAAUCAGCACUAGUCGAUAGUCGGAGAAUAUUCUGGAAUCUUCUUAUGUAAAAACUAUAAAUAUACCGAUGUUUUCCCCUAUUGUGCUUCCUACUGGCUUCUGACUUGCUAUUUGGAAUAUAAUCUUUUUCCUGUUC
Schistosoma guineensis is the source of this 4498-nucleotide messenger RNA. NCBI's taxonomy places the organism in Eukaryota, Metazoa, Platyhelminthes, Trematoda, Strigeidida, Schistosomatidae. The record is from the annotation of a GenBank genome assembly.